AUGGGUCUCUCCGGCUCCGGCGUCGCGUUGCUUGUGUUCCUCGGCCUCUGCACCGCCGUGUCGAGCUGGACGCCGCCACCGCCGCCUCCGCCGGAGAUGCUGCACGAGAGCUUCGCAGGGAAGUCGGAGUUCAGGACGGUGAACCGGAGGAGGCUGGGCGUGUGCUCCAACCCGAGCCCGUACCUGGCGAUCAGCGUGAGCACCGGCGGGGCGCCGCUCCCCGACGAGGCGUUCCUCAGGGUGACCGUGGCCGGCGUCCUCAGGCCCGACGCCGAUGACUGGGUCGCCAUGAUCACGCCUUCCAACUACUCCAGUGUCUCCGGAUGCCCUUUGAGUGGUGCUAACUACGUCCAGACAGGCGAUCUAGCGCAUCUCCCGCUUCUGUGCCACUACCCUGUCAAGUACUUGACGCGCGACCCUGGCUACCUGGGCUGCAAGACCGCGGCAUGCCAGAAGCGCGACGCGUCGGGCGCCUGCAGCGUCCGCACCUGCGCCGCCACCGUCACCUUCCACGUCGUCAACUUCCGCACCGAUGUCGAGUUCGUGCUCUUCUCCGGCGGCUUCCCGACGCCGUGUGUCCUCAGGCGGUCCGGCGCGCUCCGGUUCGCCAACCCCGGCAGCCCGCUCUACGGCCACCUCUCCAGCACCGACUCCACGGCCACUUCGAUGAGGCUUACCUGGGUGAGCGGCGACCGGAGGCCACAGCAGGUUCAGUACGGAGUAGGCAAGUCUGCUACUUCUCAAGUGGCAACUUUCACGCAGAAUGAUAUGUGCAGUAGCCCCUUGUUACCAAGCCCUGCCAAGGAUUUCGGGUGGCAUGACCCUGGCUACAUUCACACGGCCGUCAUGACCGGGCUGCAGCCUUCUCAGGCCUACACCUACCGUUACGGAAGAAUGCCACCAGCUGCGGGCUCACCCGAGACAUCAUUUGUGAUCUAUGGUGAUAUGGGGAAGGCUCCACUGGACCCAUCAGUGGAACACUAUAUUCAGCCUGGAUCGAUUUCUGUGGCCAAGGCAGUGGCUAAAGAAAUCCAGAUAGGAAAGGUCGAUUCAGUCUUCCACAUAGGAGACAUAAGCUAUGCUACGGGCUUUCUGGUUGAAUGGGACUUCUUCCUAAACCUCAUAGCACCAGUCGCUUCUCGAGUUCCCUACAUGACCGCUAUUGGCAAUCACGAAAGGGAUUAUGCAGAGUCUGGUUCUGUAUAUGUGACCCCAGAUUCAGGCGGCGAAUGUGGAGUUGCAUAUGAGUCAUAUUUCCACAUGCCAGCUGUCAGUAAGGAUAAGCCAUGGUAUUCAAUUGAGCAAGGGAGUGUUCACUUUGUCGUGAUGUCAACUGAGCAUAAGUGGUCAGAGACGUCAGAGCAGUACAAAUGGAUGAAUCAAGAUUUGUCAUCAGUCAAUAGAUCGAGGACACCAUGGGUAAUUUUCAUUGGGCAUAGACCGAUGUAUUCUUCCCAUGUCGGAAUACCAGUUAAUGUAGAUCCAAUUUUUGUGGCCUCCGUUGAGCCACUCUUGCUCAAGUACCAGGUGGAUUUGGUUUUCUUUGGCCAUGUACACAACUAUGAGAGGACUUGUGCAGUAUACCGGGGCAUAUGCAAAGGCAAGCCAAAGAAGGAUGCAAGUGGAAUUGAUACUUAUGACAACAGCAAAUAUACUGCGCCUGUUCAUGCCAUUGUUGGAGCUGGAGGGUUUAGCUUGGACAAGUUCCCUAAGAUUGUGUUGGACAAGUGGAGCUUAUCAAGAGUUUCAGAGUUCGGCUAUGCCAGGGUGCAUGCCACAAGAGCUGAUAUGCUGGUUCAGUUUGUAAGUUCAAUCACGAUGGAGGUUCGGGACCAAUUUAAAAUUGUGAAGCCAGCUCCGGCAAGGAGGCUACGGAACCAGCCAGUUCAACCGUAG
Molecule: messenger RNA, 1896 nt
Organism: Miscanthus lutarioriparius
Lineage: Eukaryota; Viridiplantae; Streptophyta; Magnoliopsida; Poales; Poaceae
Source: the annotation of a GenBank genome assembly